Molecule: messenger RNA, 2457 nt
Organism: Drosophila innubila
Lineage: Eukaryota; Metazoa; Arthropoda; Insecta; Diptera; Drosophilidae
Gene: Hr78
Product: nuclear hormone receptor HR78
Exons: 4
Coding region: 315-2240 (641 amino acids)
Biological process (GO): anatomical structure development; cell differentiation; regulation of transcription by RNA polymerase II
Molecular function (GO): RNA polymerase II cis-regulatory region sequence-specific DNA binding; zinc ion binding; nuclear receptor activity
Source: RefSeq, a predicted model, not a curated record
AGCGUUGCCAUUUAGUUGCACCACAUUUAACGAAAGGCAGAAAAUUUUUACUGCUGCACGCAAAGUUCAUUUUAAAUGGCUUUUACAUAGUUUAAAAUAUACACAUUAAAGGUCAAAGUGUAAAUUAAGUUUAUAUAGUGUUGUUGUGAGUUAAAAUACAAUGUUUGUAAAACAUUCUUAAGGAUUAUUUGCUUAACUCAAGUACGCAGCGGACGUACGCACACAAAAACCCACACACACGCGUACAUAAGAAAAAAACAAGUUCUAAUAAGAAAGACAAAGAAGCAACAGCUUGCAGUUUCCACUUGGACUUCAUGAUGGGUACAAGCAGCGGCAUUAAAACUGAAGUUGCAGAACCCAGAGCGCUGGGCUUGAAUCACUCCAGUGGCAGCCAAAGCAAUGCAGCAGCCGUGGCAGCUGCUGUGGCAGCAGGAAACGCAGCAAGUUCCGCUGCUGCCGCCGCUUCCCUCUCGUCGGUGGAAUUGUGCCUGGUGUGCGGCGAUCGAGCAUCCGGUCGACAUUACGGCGCCAUCAGCUGCGAGGGCUGCAAAGGCUUCUUUAAGCGUUCGAUACGCAAACAAUUGGGUUAUCAGUGUCGAGGGGCGAUGAACUGUGAGGUGACCAAACACCAUCGCAACAGGUGUCAAUUCUGUCGGCUGCAAAAGUGUUUGGCCAGCGGCAUGCGAAGUGAUUCUGUGCAACACGAACGCAAACCAAUUGUGGAUAGAAAAGAUGGCAUUGUUUCUAACUCAGCUGGCGGCGUUGCCGGCUCCAAUUCAGGUGGCAACUCCAGCAGUUCAUCCACCACAAAGUCCAGUUAUCAACAGGUGCGUGUCAAGCAGCAGCAGCAACAACAACAGCAUGCCUCUGUGGCAGCUGCAGCGUCGGCAGCGAGUGCCGCCCUUUUUCAACAUGCUGCCACGCCUCCCGUGUCCAGUGCGACAACAGCGCCCUUUGUCAUCAACGAGAAUCUGUUUCCCAUGGGCCUUAACUUUGCCGAGCUCACACAAACGCUGAUGCUCGCAUCGCAGCAGCAGCAACAACAACAACAGGCGGUUAGCAGCAAUGCGCCUCCAAUUUGUUAUUCGCCGGAUCUGGCCAAGCCGGAGGUGGAGGAGGAUGACGAUGAUUCCAUGGACAACAGCAGCACCUUGUGCCUGCAACUGUUGGCCAACAGUGCCAACAACAACAACAACAACUCCACACAGCAUUUGAAUUUCAAUGCAGCUGCCACAGAUGCCACAACGCUGCCCACACCCGCCACAGUGGGUCUAAUCCAGAGUUCGCUGGACAAGCGGGCCAUUGAUAAGGCGCUGCAACUGUUGCAGCCCAUCCAACAGCAGCUGGACAGAAAUCAGAGCAAUCAAAACACAGCAGCUGGAGGAUUGAGCAUUAAACCGGAAUGCGAUUCGGAUGCGGAGGACAGCGGCACUGAGGACGUGGAUGCGGAUGCAGAUCUGGUGGAGCACAUGGAUUUGGACUUUGACUAUUGCAAUCGUGGUGAUUUUGUGGCCAACGAAGCCAUCUUUGCCCAGGAUCUGUUUGCAUCCGAGGCACAGUGUGCAUUCCAUGUGCAGCCACCGACACUGGUGCACUCCUAUCUCAACAUGCACUACGUCUGCGAGACGGGAGCCAGGAUCAUCUUCCUCACGGUGCACACGUUACGCAAGGUGCCCGCUUUCGAGCUGCUCGAUUCUCACUCCCAGAUGAAACUCCUGCGGGGUGCAUGGCCAUCUCUAUUGGCCGUCGCCUUGGCCCAGUGUCAGCGUCAAUUGGCCGUUCCCACGAUCAUCGGUCAGCUGGUGCAGAGUGUACGCCAAUUGGCGGACAUAGAUAAGAUUGAGCCACAAAAGAUUGCCAAAUUGGCGCAAAUUACACGCACCAUUCACGAUUUUGUCCAGGAACUGCAGUUGCUGGAUGUGACGGAUCUGGAAUUUGGUCUGCUGCGUCUCGUGUUGCUCUUCAAUCCAUUAUUGCUGCAACAGAAUCGUCGAGAGCGUUCACUGCGCGCCUAUGUGAAGCGUGUUCAGCUUUAUGCACUUGCCACUCUGCGGCGUCAAGGUCAAGGAGGAGCGGCGGGGGAGGAGCGGGCUAAUGGAUUAUUUGCUAGUCUAAUGCCGCUGAGCGGUCUGGAGUCGGAGCUAACCGAGGAGCUGUUCUUUGCCAAUCUGGUGGGGCAAAUGCAGAUCGAUUCCAUGAUACCCUUCAUUCUGAUGAUGUGCAACAGCAACGGAUUGUAAACAAUGGAGAUGAACACAAAGCAAAGACUGAUUGGCAUCAAAUGAAGGAUUGUGAACGGGGGUGGGGAGGGGGCCAAGAUGCGCAUAGUGCAGACAAUACUUAGUUAUAGUGGAAAAAACCCUUUAUUAUACAUUUAAUGCGUCUAUGAAAUUUUAUACAUCGCAGUAAAAUAGCAUAUGCAAAUCAGCUGAUUUUAUAAUAAAUUUUAAAACAAAA